Molecule: messenger RNA, 858 nt
Organism: Parascedosporium putredinis
Lineage: Eukaryota; Fungi; Ascomycota; Sordariomycetes; Microascales; Microascaceae
Source: the annotation of a GenBank genome assembly
AUGGACCACCCUCUGGCUUACAACUCGUCCAGCGAGAGACUGUUCCUCACUCUUUACCCGUGCCCCCUGCGGAGCGCGCGACCUGCCGUCCGCAGCCUUGCCCCCUCCCUCCCGUCUAUCGCCAUGGCGAGACGAUCCAAGUUGCAGAGGGGCCGGCCGACCCCGGUACCCUCGGCCUACCCCACACCUAUCAGUUCGGCAUACCCUACGCCCCUGAGCUCGGCGUACCCAUCGGCUUGCCCUUCGGAAGAUGAAGGCGACGUGGUCGCCGUGGUGAAGCCGCGAAAGAAGCCGGCCGUUCCUUUCCGGUUCCUUGACCUGCCGGCUGAGCUCCGACUCCGCAUAUACGGAUACCACUUUGCCGAAUGUGGCAACGUUGUCGACCUUGAUCCGGACAACUACAAGCGGAUCCACCGAAGACUGGCUCUCUUGCGGACUUGUCGCCAAGUCUACUACGAGGCCUCGACCUUCUUCUACAGCAGCAGCACUUUCCGCGUCUUCCCGACCCAUCCCGGUCGGUUUUUCAAGACCAAGAAGCCGUUGCUGGCCAGGCUCUCGCCCUUUCAGCGCGCUUCCCUGACGACCCUGGAACUCCGGCUCGGACCUGGCUGGAAUAGGCCACCCCGUGGUUGGGUCGUGAACGAAGCCCUCGGGCUUCGCGAUUGCGUGCAGAUUCGGAAGCUCAAAGUCUUUGUCGAGUGCGACCCCAGCGAUACCAUUUUCAAUGGGUUCCGCCGUGCCGACGGAUUCUACGAAGAUUUUUCACGCAACCUGUUGCAGGACAUUCUCAAAGAGCUGCCCUCUCUCGAGGUGCUCGAGUUUGACGCCUGGGAGAGCGUGAAAAAUCGGGCGCCAUGA